Pygocentrus nattereri (red-bellied piranha) is the source of this 3011-nucleotide messenger RNA. RefSeq names its product adhesion G protein-coupled receptor E3-like. Gene Ontology annotation, cellular component: membrane. The coding region runs from base 169 to 2493 and encodes 774 amino acids. Gene Ontology annotation, biological process: adenylate cyclase-activating G protein-coupled receptor signaling pathway; cell surface receptor signaling pathway. Gene Ontology annotation, molecular function: G protein-coupled receptor activity. The record is from RefSeq and is a predicted model, not a curated record. Lineage: Eukaryota; Metazoa; Chordata; Actinopteri; Characiformes; Serrasalmidae. The transcript is spliced from 14 exons.
GUUCUUGAUAAUGACUGGAGAAAAUUAAACAGUUUGGACUCCAGUUGGUACUUCAGUUUCGACUUCAGUUAUUUUGAUGACACUCUUGUUGAAUGGAGUGGCUGGUAUCGUCUGUAUCUUCAGGGAAAAAGUGCUCAGAUUCCUGAAUAUGAUUGGUGUUGGAGUUCUAUGUCCUGUGGUGGUUACACUGCACUUUUCCUUGGUGGAUCUCAUCCUCGACUACAGGACGACAUCAUCACCCGAGACAUUUAUGGAUACCAUCACUCUGUGGAAGAUCUCAGUCAAUGUAAUUCCUACAAAUCAAACCCAAUCCAGGUCAAAGCCUGUCCAGGAGAUUACUACGUCUACAGACUCGUCAAGCCAGCUGUAUCAAUUCCAGUGCCCACAUACUGUGCAGCUGUGUCAGACACUCCCAGUUAUGAUCCCUGCAUUAACUACACAUCUCUGGAUGACCCCUGGAGAGGCAUUCAUGAGAUUGGAGGGGACAACUCUGAUAGAUUCUCAAACUGGAAUGGCUGGUAUCGUCUGCUGUAUAAUGGGAUGAGUGUCCGUAUGCCAGAGAGCUGUGUUAAUGAAUCCAGAUGUGGUACUGAUGUCGCUCUGUGGCUGAAUGGAUCUCACCCUCAGAUAAAGGAUGGAAUAGUCACCCGCCUGGUCUGUGGAAGUGAUGGAAGUGACUGCUGUUACUACAGAUCCACCCCAAUUAAAGUCAAAGCAUGUCCAGGAAACUACUACGUCUAUGAGUUUGUCAAGCCAUCCUUCUACUACGCAGGUUACUGUGCAGAUCAGAAUUUCACUUUGUCUGAUGAAUGCAAGGAAAAUUUCACACAAAAUUGUGCAGACACUCUAUUUGACCAAAUCAAGAAUAGCAUUAAUCUAGUGCUUCCACAAAACAUUGUAGAGUUGGCACUUAACCAGGCUAUGAACAAUCAAACAAUAAAUUCAGAUCAGCAUGUAGCCUUUGGGAAUGAAGUUAUAAACAGGACUGAGACAUGGGUGUCUACACUAGUGAACCCUGGAAUAGACAACUACUCAGCUUUCAGCAUCUCUGUCAUUGGCUUAGAUGUUCAAGUCUUUGCAGUUGGUCAAACACUCCCCAUGAAAGACAUUCCUCAGUCCAAAAUAAGCACUACUCAGAAGGAUGUCAACAAUUUUCAGAAUUCAAAGAAUAAAAAUGACGUUGCAGCUGCAAAAGCCUUCUUGACAAAAACCAUUCAGCUCAGCGUAAAUAAUGCUCAGAUGGAUAUCGACUUUAUCCAGAUUUCAAACAAUAACAAUGGAUCAGCAGCUGUGGCCUUCAUGAGCUACACUAACUUGUCAAGUGUGCUAAAACCCAACCUGUUCAACCCAACCAACAACACAAUGAAAACCAUGAUGUCCACUGUGAUAUCAGCCACGCUGCCCAGAACUACAAACAAAACGCUCACCACACCAGUCAACUUUACCAUGAAACACAUUGAAGGAAUUGAUCCUAAUGGUGUGCUCUCUUGUGUGUACUGGGAAGAUACUCAGUGGGAUGUAGAUGGAUGUGUCCUUCUCCAGACAAACAGCAGCCACACUGUUUGCUCCUGUGUUCACCUGUCAACAUUUGCCCUCAUCAUGCAGACAAAGCUUGCAGAUAAUAGUGAUCCUGUGAUAGAUCUCAUUGGCACCAUAGCUGUGUCUAUAGGGCUGGUGUUCCUGAGCUUGGCCCUUUUGACCUUUUUCCUUUGUCGUCGAAACCCAAGAGUGACCAACACAGCUCAGAUCAACCUCUGUAUAAGCCUGCUGCUGGCCCACCUUCUCUUUCUGCUCACACAGAAGUUCCUGAGUAACAGACCCACUAAGCAGCUGGUGUGUGCAGUGAUGGCAGGCAUUCUGCACUACUUCUUUCUCUCUGCUUUUGUGUGGAUGUUCAUUGAAGCUGCUCUACUCUUCAUGUUGAUGAAAAACCUAACGAAGAUCCAAUCAAAUGAAAAAGCUGGCCUGUGGAAAUGGCUGGUUGUGAUUGGAUAUGCCAUACCUCUGCUUGUGGUGGGUAUAUCUGCUGGAGUGGUUCCUAGUGGAUAUGAUGGGAAAAGGUGCUGGCUUAAUUCAGACUUUUUGUGGGGUUUUCUGGGGCCUGUUUCUUUUAUUCUUGCAGCAAACACAGUUCUCUUCAUCUGCAUCUUCAUCAUCAUAAUCUCAACUCUUACAAACAUGAAAAGUAAAUCCCUGAAAAUAAAACGACCUGAAAGUGAACAUCGUUUCAUUAUAAGUGUGGCUCUGAAAACCUUGAUCCAGUUCAUCAUCCUUGGCUGCUCCUGGAUUCUGGGAUUCUUCACACAGGACAGUAAGGCAUUGGAGAUUAUCUUCCUGUUACUCAACUCCCAGCAGGGCACCUUCAUCUUCCUGGUCUACUGUGUCCUCAACCAAGAGAUAAGGCAGGUGUAUAUGAAGUGGUGGCGAGCUCUCCAUCCUGGCCGUAUUCCACAUACUAAUGAAUAUCUGCAUAGCACAUCAUCGAGGUUCUAGAUUUUUGCUUUUAUUGAGCAUCAUAUGGUGUUCAUUCAGGGUUAUGGUUUGAUAUUUUUGUAAGGGUGUCAUUAAUUAAUCAUUUAUAAAGUUGUUAACAUUAUAGCUUCAACUAUUUAUUCUGAGAAUAGACACAUGACUGUCGCCUCUUCUUUGUCAUUCUUUACUUUUUGUAGGAUAGGUUUGUGUUUCGUUGAGAAUACUUUUCUUCCUGUGUUUGAAAACAAAUCUGUCUUUGAAAAAAAACACUGUCCGCUGUUGUGUUUUCACAAGUUUCUUCACAAAUACUGAUGAAGUGUAAUUACACACACACACACACACACACACACACACACAAAAAAAUAUAUAUAUAUAUAGAAUAUAAAGAAUUUCACUCCUUUAUUACCUUUGAAAACGGAGCUUUCAAUUUUUUUUAUUGGAUUAUUUUCUAUAUAUUUAGUCCCAUUUUGUGUUUGUUUUAGUUCAGAUUCCCUUUUGUAGGUGUAACUCUGGUACUCGGUUAUUCCACUUGUCUUUUA